AAGCAGAAAAACCAAAAUAAGCAGUGAAUUAGGGAGUAGGAUAAUAAAGGAAUGAAAUUAAUAUGGGAAUGAAUGUACCCAUAUUUUUGGUACAAGUUGCUGCUCCAUCACCAUAUUACUUUAAAUCACUGCCUCUCCUCUAUCUCUAUAUAUACCUCGUUACCAACACGCUACCUAAGCAGCCGUUGGGAGCUUUAUACAUAUAUAAAUAUAUACAGUAGGAGGAUUAGGUUGAGUGUUUAGAAAUAUGGAGUGGAGGAAAUGUUAUCUGGAUGUGGUGCUGGUACCUCUAGGGUUUAUGAUAACAAUGGCCUAUCAUUCCUUCUUAUGGCACAAGGUUCGCACUCAGCCCCUCACCACCAUCAUCGGCACUAAUGCUACGGCCAGGCGGUUUUGGGUUUCUGCCAUCAUGAAGGAUAAUGAAAAGAAAAACAUCUUGGCCGUCCAAACUCUUCGAAACUUAAUCAUGGGAUCAACCCUAAUGGCCACUACGUCAAUCCUUCUGUCAGCUGGGUUGGCAGCCAUAAUAAGCAGCACCUAUAGCGUGAAGAAACCACUAAACGAUGCCGUAUACGGAGCUCAUGGUGAAUUUAUGAUAGCCCUAAAGUACGUCACCCUGUUGACCAUCUUCCUAUUCUCAUUCUUCUGCCAUUCAGUGUCCAUAAGGUUCGUCAAUCAGGUGAAUAUACUGAUCAACACGCCGCCGGACUCGAUGUGCAUAGUGACGGCGGAGUACGUGACUGAGCUGCUAGAUAAAGGGUUCAUUAUGAACACGGUGGGGAACAGGCUCUUCUACGCAGCAAUGCCGCUUCUGCUCUGGAUAUUCGGGCCGGUGCUGGUUUUCCUGUGCUGCGUGACGAUGGUGCCGGUGCUUUACAAUCUAGACUUUGUGUUCGGUAGUAGCGCAAAAGGAAAAAUGAAUGUUCAUGGAGAAAGAGACUUUGUUUGAUUAAAUUAAUUUCGAUUACUAUUUUAUCAAUACAUGUAUGUCUUUACAAAUAUAGAUGGAUGCAUGGAAUUAUAGAAGAGUUUAAUUGGAUUUUGUAAGUAAGCUUAAGUUUAAGCUUGAUUUUAAUUUAAAUGUAUGUAAUUAAUGCUGAUGCUCACUUUAUCUCAAUAUGCUUGGAUAAGUAAUUCCGAAGUCUGCUA
This is a messenger RNA of Mercurialis annua (annual mercury), 1149 nucleotides long. RefSeq lists its product as uncharacterized. The record is from RefSeq and is a predicted model, not a curated record. The coding region runs from base 248 to 949 and encodes 233 amino acids. NCBI's taxonomy places the organism in Eukaryota, Viridiplantae, Streptophyta, Magnoliopsida, Malpighiales, Euphorbiaceae. The transcript has 2 exons.